This is a messenger RNA of Phasianus colchicus (ring-necked pheasant), 481 nucleotides long. Its product is annotated as protein S100-A8-like. Lineage: Eukaryota; Metazoa; Chordata; Aves; Galliformes; Phasianidae. Gene Ontology annotation, molecular function: calcium ion binding. The record is from RefSeq and is a predicted model, not a curated record.
AUGAAGACCGACCUGGAGCUCGCACUGGAGUGCGCCAUCAACAUCUACCACCACUACGCCAUCCGGAACCCAAUGGAUGAUUACCUGAGCCGGAAUGAGUUUGCCAUGCUGCUGAAGGAGAACGCCAAGCCCUUCCUCGCCGACACCGUGCCGCCCAACACGACUGUUGAUGAGUACAUCAAGCAGCUCUUUGCCAAAUCUGACAGCAACCACAACGGCCGCUUGAAGUUCACCGAGUUCCUCACCACGCUCAGCCUCGUGGCCAUCGAUGCCCACAACCGGUCCCACAAGAAGCCUGGAGAGCAUGGCCAUGACCAUGGACAUGGCCACAGCCACAGCCAUGGCCAUGGUCCCCACCAUUAAGGCCGUUCCUGCAGAGCUGUGCUCCUCCAGCAGCAGCAUCUCCCCCGUCUGCCCAUGAGCACACAACCAAGGCUGCUCUCUCUGCUUCUGCCUAUGACACUGAAAUAAACUGUUUAUC